Messenger RNA from Meleagris gallopavo (turkey), 1307 nucleotides. The record is from RefSeq and is a predicted model, not a curated record. Lineage: Eukaryota; Metazoa; Chordata; Aves; Galliformes; Phasianidae.
GUCACACCACGUCCGCGUCCAGAUGCUCCAAAAUCCCCAACACCAAAUCCAGCUGGUCCCGGCAGAAGGAGAAGAAGCCCUCUGAGUUCUUCAUGAAGAGACAGAGGCAUCGCUGUGAUAAAGUGCUGGCGUGCUUGCUGCCUUUGGAAGUGCGAGCUUAUCUGUUUUCCAAGAAGGACUAAAUAAAUGAAGUGGUUUUCCGCACGGACCUGAUAACAGCCAUGAAGAUCCCUGACUCGUUCCAGCUCAGCCCUGAGGAGUACUACGUGCUGGCAGACCCCUGGCGCCAGGAGUGGGAGAAGGGCGUGCAGGUCCCAGCCAGCGCCGAGGCCAUCCCUCAGCCCGUGGUCAGAAUCAUACCCCAGCUGGAGAAUCUGCCUUCCCCAGUGUCCCCCAGCAGCCUGCCGGGCUCUGAGAUUUCAGAAGCCACGAGGACGUAUCUGCAGGGUGUGAGCCGUUACGACCUGGAUGAGCUGGAUGCCUGCUGGUUGGAGCUCGUGAACAUGGAGCUGAAGGAGAUGGAAAAGCCCGAGCUGGAUGAGAUCACCUUGGAGAGAGUGCUGGAGGAGCUGGAGACGAUGUGCUACGAGAACAUGAACAUUGCCAUUGAAACAGAGGAGGGUCUGGGCAUCGAGUACGACGAGGACGUGGUGUGUGACGUCUGCCGCUCGCCAGAGGGGGAGGAUGGCAACGAGAUGGUGUUCUGUGACAAGUGCAACGUCUGCGUGCACCAGGCAUGCUAUGGCAUCCUGAAAGUCCCCAUUGGCAGCUGGCUGUGCCGGACCUGCGCCCUCGGCGUCCAGCCCAAGUGUUUGCUGUGCCCGAAGAGAGGGGGAGCACUGAAGCCCACUCGGAGCGGGACAAAAUGGGUCCACGUUAGCUGUGCCUUAUGGAUACCUGAAGUCAGCAUUGGAUGUCCUGAAAAAAUGGAACCCAUUACAAAGAUCUCACAUAUCCCAGCAAGCAGAUGGGCUUUGUCCUGCAGCCUCUGCAAGGAGUGCACUGGGACCUGCAUUCAGGUACGUGAAUCAGCAGCAAGGAAACUCAGACCCCAUGGUUGUGCCUGUAGUAGCCACGAGAGAUUCUUGAGCUGUUGGUGGACGUGAUCCAGGCUGGGUUCAUUCCUGGCCUGAGUCCCAAGAUCGCACCUAACAAGGAGCACGAGCACCAAUCAGACAUCAUCAGCUGUUGUUGUUUGCAAUCUUUUAAUGUAUUGAGUGCUAGGAAUCUAGAUGAACUUUCUUUUGCGUAAUGCAGUGAUGUUGCUGUGGUGACACUAAUUAUCAGGACUGCAGAUGACCUUAGUU